This is a messenger RNA of Mesocestoides corti, 1974 nucleotides long. The record is from the annotation of a GenBank genome assembly. NCBI's taxonomy places the organism in Eukaryota, Metazoa, Platyhelminthes, Cestoda, Cyclophyllidea, Mesocestoididae.
AUGAUCAUUCGUGUUCAGUCUGAAGAUGGAACAAAGCGCAUUAAUGUAUCUGAGUCAGAUACCGUAAUAAAACUCUUUGAACUUGCUGCUGAUGCUUUUAAGUUAGACCUGAAUUCAGACUGGUUGCUCUCCAAGUCCCGAAACUCUACCGAUGCAUUGAGGCGCAGCACGCGAGGCCAUAUCAAAUCAACAAAAUUAAAAAACGGGGACAUGCUCUAUGUUAUCAAGCAGUCCAGUUCUUCACAGACACGGACAACUGAUCAGGAGCUUCAGCCAAACUCGACGCCGACACAGGGUAUUACAACGGUCGCCAUUAAAGAAGAUGAAGUCGAUUCAAUUAUUGACGCAAUGGAUGGCCGGAUAACGCGUCCAAAAAGUCAUUUAUGCCACCACUCGGAUUCCGGUAUCUGCGUUCACUGUGUUCCUUUAGAGCCUUCUGAUCCUGACUACCUGAGUCUUUGUGAUCCGCCAGUGAAGUUUAUGUCCUUUCACGCCUACCUUCGUAAGCUGAGAGGUGGUCAGAGCAAAGGAAAGUUUGUCCGGCUGGAGAACUUGAAUUGCACCGUUCGCAGUGACUGUCCCGAUCACCCACCAUGGCCGAACGGCAUCUGCACAAAAUGCCAACCGAAACCCGUCACCCUGGACGUCCAGCCCUACCGCCACGUGGAUUACGUGCAAUUUGAGAAUGCUGAGAUGAUGGAGACCUUCUUGGACUACUGGAGGCAGACGGGAAAACAGAGGAUUGGCGUGCUCCUGGGGCAGUACGCGCCAUUCGACACGCCCGGCGCCCCUCCGCUCGCCAUCAAAGCCGUCGUCUCGGCCAUUUACGAGCCCGCCCAGGAAGGCACAAGUCGCUCGGUGAAGUUAACUUGUCCCCUGGACGAGAUGCUGCCACCCGCUGUUAAGGCCACGGCUGCGGCGCUGGAUCUGAAGGCUGUCGGCUGGAUUUUCACCGAUCUCACCGCCGAGGGCAGCGAAAGCAAGGGAACCGUGAGGCAUUAUCGCGGCGACAUGGAAACCUUCUUCAUGAGUGCCCAGGAGUGCAUUACUGCAGCGCGCCUUCAGAACCUCCAUCCCAAUCCGUCGCGUGACAGUCCAGAUGGUCACUUUGGCUCCAAGUUUGUCACGGUUGUCGUGACUGGCGGCAAAAACCAUGAAAUCCACUUUGAGGCCUACCAGGUCUCCAAUGUCGCCAUGGCUCUCGAAUCUGCUGGCAUCCUCGUCCCCACCUACGAUGCACCGGAGUUGGGCUACAUCCGCGAAUCCACCAAGGACCAGUUCGUUCCUGACGUCUUCUACUCCUCGAAGGACAAGUACGGCAACACGGUGACAAAGAUCGGUCGUCCUCUACCCGUGGAAUACCUCCUCGUCGAUAUGCCAGCCGCCUUCCCCGUUGAACAGACCUUCACGUUCGCCGAGCAGUCCAUCUACCGCGUCUCGCCACACGACAAGUUUCCGGUGGAGAACCGCGAGGAUCUUGGACAAAAACAGAGCAUCGAAGCGUUUUCGCGUCAUUUUGCUGCGUUCGGCCGCGAGCGCGUCUACGGUUGCCUGUCGAACUUCCACGUUCUCGCGUGGCUAGCCGGACAAGUGAAUGACCUCCCUCUUGACCAGGAGAGCUUCGACAGUCUUCUGGAGACCCUGCGCACGGGGAAACAGGUCGACGAGUGGGCUGCCAACUGCCCGGGUUGGGCCAGUCUUGAACUAAUCGUCAAAACGAUGGCUGGAGCCGGCAGCCCGCCCAGUUCGCCAAUGGAAACGGGUAACGAGAAGUCAAGAGGAUCCAAGGAGCACUCCACUGGCAGGAGCAGCAGCGGUUUGCCUCGUCCGCCCUCGUUCCGCGAUGUUGUCAUCGGUCCCUCGCCUUCUGUGUCUUCGGAGCCAGGGCAAUACUGGGCGUGCCAGCACUGCACCCUCCACAACCGCCUUGACCAGAGUGAAUGCGAGAUGUGCGGCCUGCCUCGAUCAGCGUAG